AUGUUCUUCUAAGAACCAAACUCACAUUUAUCUAAAAUGAUUUUGAACAAAUUAUUAUUUCCAAGUCAGCAUUUAAAAGAUAAAGUAGCAUAAUAUUAAGAUGUACUUAGAUAUUAUACUUUAACCUUAAAUAAGAGUCAUGAUUCAAGAGAUAUAUACAAUUAUUCUGUAAAUAAUCCAUAAUAGAGGCGGAGCAAAAUAUAUUAAUUAUUUAUAAGAAAUAAUAGAAACCUAUGUUUUAAUAUCAAGAAGGAAAGUCCUCUUUUAAAUUUAUUAAUUAAGCUAUUGUGGCAGUAGAAAGAGAUUAGUCAAAAGCUAAUAAUAAAUAACCAAUAAUUUUUUAAAUUGGGCAAGAUUACAAUAUUACUGACAUAUUUCUUAAUACAUUGUUGUAACCAAAAGCUUUUAUAAAACUUCAAGAAAAUGCUACAUUUUUAUUUUAACCAUAGGAUAUUAUUAUGCUAUGUGAUUAGGCAGAGGCAAUUAUUAAAUAAUAGCCUAUUGUAUUAAGAUGUAAUGCUCCUAUUAAGAUUUUUGGGGAUAUCCAUGGACAAUAUUCAGAUUUAAUGAGAUUUUUUGAUUUAUGGGGAUCUCCUUUUUUAAAUGGUAAAGAUGAUGAAAUUGAAGGAUUUGAUUAUCUCUUUUUAGGGAAUUUUGUUGAUCGAGGUAUUCAUUCCCUUGAAACCAUUUGUUUACUAUUGGCUUUGAAAGUAAGAUAUCCAGAAUCUAUCCAUUUAAUUAGAGGGAAUCAUGAAGAUAAAUGGAUUAAUUAUUAAUUUGGAUUCUCAGAAGAAUGUUCUUAGAGAUUAGAUGAGGAUCCAGAUGAUGAUAAUUCUGUUUUUGCAAGAAUAAAUAGACUAUUUGAAUGGUUACCAUUAGCAGCAAUUAUUGAAGAUAAAAUAUUUUGUGUACAUGGUGGUAUUGGUUUUGCAUUAAAUUAUGUGGCUGAUAUUGAAAAUCUAUAGAGACCAAUCGAAGUUGUACAUGAAGUCAUAAGUUCUGAAUAAUAAUUGAUAAUUGAUAUUUUAUGGUCUGAUCCUACUGAUUCUGAUCAGGAAUUUGGAAUAUAACCAAAUAAUUUUAGAGAUCCUAAUGGCAUUGGAGGCAUUGUGAAAUUUGGUCCUGAUAGAGUAAUUCAAUUUCUAGUAGAAAAUAGACUCUCUCUUAUAAUUCGUUCUCAUGAAUGUGUAAUGGAUGGAUUCGAAAGAUUUGCAGGUAUUUAUAUAUUGAUAAUCAUUAAGGUGGUCAAUUAUUAACAGUAUCUAGUACUAUUAAUUAUUGUGGUAAGCAUAAAAAUGCGGGAGCAAUCCUAAUUAUAAAAAAGAAUUUAGAAAUAAUUCCUAAAUUAUUAGAUCCAAAAUUUAUUAAUGAUUAAAAUUGGAUUGAAAAUGAAGAAAUCCUUUAAUAAAUAUAUCCAAUAACAUAACUUUGA
Messenger RNA from Paramecium primaurelia, 1432 nucleotides. NCBI's taxonomy places the organism in Eukaryota, Ciliophora, Oligohymenophorea, Peniculida, Parameciidae. The record is from the annotation of a GenBank genome assembly.